Molecule: messenger RNA, 2125 nt
Organism: Morus notabilis
Lineage: Eukaryota; Viridiplantae; Streptophyta; Magnoliopsida; Rosales; Moraceae
Product: protection of telomeres protein 1b
Exons: 10
Coding region: 547-1902 (451 amino acids)
Biological process (GO): telomere capping; regulation of telomere maintenance via telomerase
Cellular component (GO): chromosome, telomeric region; nuclear telomere cap complex
Molecular function (GO): telomerase inhibitor activity; G-rich strand telomeric DNA binding
Source: RefSeq, a predicted model, not a curated record
UUCUUCUGUUCUUUCUUUGUUACAAAUGCUCAAACAGCGACGGCAAAGGAGGCUCGGAGGUUGCGCAAGGGAGAGCAUCGGCAGCAACAUGCACGAAGGUUCGAUGCUGCCUUUGGAGAAGAGGGAGAAAGAGGAAAGGGAGAGAGAAGUUGAGACACAGAUCAAAAGACAUGAGAAUGUGCGAGACAGAGAGAGGUUUGGCCCAUACAAUUUUGUCGUAUAAUUAUCUCUACUUGCACGAAGGUCCGACUGUUUUUUUUUUUUUUUUUAAUUUAAAAAGAGAGAGAGAGAGAGAAGACAAAUAAAUGCUGAGGUUUCAGUUUCAGUAUAAUAAUCAAGAGAGAGAGAGAGGAGAGAAAUAAAUGCUGAGGUUUCAGUUUCAGUAAUCAGUAAGGAUAAUAAUCAAAUUUCCGUGGAGUUAGGCGUAGAGACAGGCAGGGCACUGCCAUUUCAUUUCGAGAGUACACUGACUGACUGGUAGAAGAAAGAAGAAAGAAGGAAGAAGGAAGAAGGAAGAAGAGAAUAAAAGAGGAAGAGAGGAGGAGGAUGGCGAUGAGGAACGAGGGGCGUAUAACCACCAUAAGAGAAGCCUUGGCGGCGUCCGAAAUGUCUCGCACCCCCACUCUCUUCAAUUUGGGUGGCCUCGUCAUCGAGUUUUCCUUUCCUAGAAAGAGUCACGGCUCCGAUUAUGUGCUGACGCUCACAUUCGUGGACGCUUUAGGCUCCAAGUUGAAAGCUCACGUCUUCACCAACUCCAUCCACCAUCUUCCUCGUAUUCGCUCCUCCAAUCCCCUCCUUCUCCUCACCCAUAUCCAGAUUAAGAAACAUGGGAACGAUGUCUAUGCUGUGUACAACAAGAAGUAUUCAUCAUUUGCUCUGUUUGAUCCCAAAGCUAACGCCAACAACUGCACCACUCCUUAUCAAGCUUCUCCCGGAUUCGAUAUCCAUUCCAUUGACACCACUCACAUUCAAAGCAUCUUCGAUUUUAGCCUCCACUAUCAACUCGUUGUUGAGAAGAAUGAAUACCUUAUUUCGUUGAAAGAUCUCGGAAGAAGCGAGUAUUUUGAUCUCCUAUGUCAGGUUGUACAUAUUGAAAAUGUUGGCGCCGAGGACUGGAUGCUUUUUGUUUGGGAUGGAACUGAUGCCCCUCCCUUGCACCUGGAAUCCAACCUUGCGGAAGAUGACCCACUUCUGCUUGAACCCGCACCCUGCCUCCUAAAUGUGUCAACCCUCCGCAAAUUCCCAUGUGUUGGAUCUGUGUUAAGAGUGAGGGCUCAUGUGGAUAUUAGCAUGCACGCUCAAGGAAUGGGUCAAUGGGUGAAGAUUCGUAACAUGACGUAUGAAACUCAUUCUGGUUUGUGGCUCGGGAGAUUGCUUCCCACCACUAAGCUCAUGUUCCUUCCUGACAAUGAGCCUACUGUCCUAGAAUGUAAAAGGGCAAUGGAUGAACGUGGAUUGGGAAAAGAGGGUCGUUUGCCUUUCUGGAGUAAUCCUCUCCCGGCUUUAACCGUGAUAGAUUCCUCUAGUUUUCCGUUUGCUACACUGAUGGAUCUCAUUACUCAAGCAGAGGAUGAAAUUACUGUGAGAUGUGUUGUUCGGGUGGUAGCAGUUUCUCCCUUCGAUGUGGAGAAAUUUUGCUUUGAUGGUAGGAAUGGGAUCAUUCUGACCCUAGACGAUCCAACAGCGAGAAUCCAUGCCUCCUUAAAUGGCCACGAUGGUGGUAUGUUUUUUGAGGAUAUUUCCUCGGACACUUUCAAAAGAAGGAAGAUGGACGAAUUGUUAGGAAUAUCAUCAGAAGAAAAUACAAAUCCUCACAGAAAUCCUCCUUGGAUUCAGUGUUGCAUAAAGUUGGAUGCUAGUAGGUUUUAUUCAAUGUGUCAUACGAAACUUGUAGCGUCAUAGUUAGAUGAGAGGUUCUUGAAAAAUUGUUAUAUUGGUCUUUUUUGUCUAUACAGUAGGAUAUAUGCGAGGCCUUCUAAUGUGUUCAUAUGGCCGUCCUUUUUAGUGAUGCAUUUUGUAUAGCUUAUGCCGUUUCUAAGUUUGUUACUCAAGAUACAUUAUAGCUUAUUGAAGUAGCUAACUUAUGAAAAGGAAAUAUAGUGUAAAUUACUAGAGACCAUACUUU